This is a messenger RNA of Leptonychotes weddellii (Weddell seal), 2502 nucleotides long. Lineage: Eukaryota; Metazoa; Chordata; Mammalia; Carnivora; Phocidae. The record is from RefSeq and is a predicted model, not a curated record.
GACACGAGGGCCGGCUGCUCGGCAGCCCCGCGGGAACGGAGAGUCUGACAGACGAGCGCUGCCGCGCGGGCCGGCCGAGGGAGCUUGCGCUCGUGAGAGCGCAGAUGUGAGUCCGUGCCCCUCUCGCCCUGGCUCCCUCAUUAGCUGUGUCUGUGUUCACGGCGGCUUUUGUCAUCUCCGCGGUAACGACGUCCCCGAAGCACGGUUCCGAGAGGUUCUCCUUGAGUCCGCCCCGGCGAGGACUGAUCUCCCAGCCCACAAUGGCCGCGGCCCCGGAACCCGAAGGACAAAAAGCACUUGCAGUAGUUAAGGCAGAAGAGCAGCGCUGGGGACGGGACGCCGUCUCCCCAAACUACGCCCCUCCCAGGAGGGAGGUCUUCCGGCAGCACUUCAGGAAGCUCUGCUAUCAGGAUGCGCCUGGACCCCGCGAAGCCCUUACCCGGCUCCGGGAGCUCUGCCGCCAGUGGCUGAGGCCAGAAUGCCACACCAAGGAGCAGAUUUUAGACCUGCUGGUGCUGGAGCAGUUCUUGAGCAUUCUUCCCAGGGACCUGCAGGCCUGGGUGCAGGCGCAGCACCCGCAGACGGGCGAGGAGGCGGUGACUGUGCUGGAGGAUCUGGAGCGGGAGCUGGAUGAACCGCGGAAGCAGGUCCCAGCCAAUUCAGAAAGACAGGACACACUUUUGGAAAAGUUGACCCCCUUGGGAAGACCCCAUGAGUCACUGACUGCACAGCUCCAUCCCAAGAAGAUUCAGCAGGAGCAGGAAUCUGGGGAGCCCCAAAGGAAUGGACAUGUUUGUGUACUCUUUGUUACAGGUGAUAAAACCAUAACUAAGAAUGAAGCAUUGUCCCAGAAGGAAGAUUUGCCCAAGGACACAGAAUUCCUUGGGAAGAUAAAUGACAGACUUAACAAAGACAUUCCUCAACAUCCUGAAUCCAAAGAUGCUAUUGAAAGUGAGGGCAGAUUAGAGUGGCAGCAGAGGGAAAGAAGACGCUAUGCAUGUGAGGACUGUGGGAAAAGUUUCAGUCACAGCUCAGACCUUAGUAAGCACAGAAGGACUCACACUGGAGAGAAACCCUACAAAUGCGAUGAAUGUGGAAAAGCCUUCAUUCAACGUUCCCAUCUCAUUGGACACCACAGAGUGCACACUGGAGUGAAACCCUAUAAAUGUGAAGAAUGUGGGAAAGAUUUUAGUGGGCGCACAGGUCUUAUUCAGCAUCAGAGAAUCCACACAGGUGAAAAACCCUAUGAAUGUGAUGAGUGUGGGAGGCCCUUCCGUGUAAGUUCAGCCCUGAUCAGACAUCAAAGAAUUCAUACAGCAAAUAAGCUUUACUAAGAUGGUGAAAUAACAGAGGUUUUUAGCUACUCAGCUCUCCUUCAUUAUCAGAGAAUCUGCCUUAGGGACUGUGAGUAUCCUGAAUAUAGACAAAGCUUCAGUCAUCAUUGAACAUUUCUCUGGCACCAGAGAAUCUACCUGAGAAAAUUUCCUUUUAUUUCUAAAUUAGUUCAGUUUCUUAGGAAGCAUUAAGGUUAUUUCAGAAAGCCUUGUCUGUUAACAGAUUGCUCCCUUGCAGCCCAAAAUAACCAUGUUUCUUGGUUGAAAGAUAGUGAAUUCUACUUCUCAGCUUUCCUUUUUACUUGACUAUUCUGUGUAUGACAUUAGGCAAAACAGUCACAUUUUUCUCUGCCUUCAUUUCCCCCUUCUGUAGAGGACACAGUAGAGACCCACCAGGUAUGUUGUAUUAAGUUAGAGCUGCUUUUGAAAUUAAUAACUAAAACAAUACUAAGUAUUUAUUUUCCAUCACUACUGAUAUAAUGGCCAUUAUAAUGUAUAAUCAUUUUGUGGAAUUUGUUUGCCAAUGCUAAAAAAGAGGAAACUACCAAAAAAGAAGCAGGGUAAGGAAAACAUUCAAGUGGGAAGGAAAGCAGUAAGUGAUGAGUAGGAGCUACUGCGAAGAGGGAUGACCGUAAUGAGGAUAAAUCACUCCUCUUCUGAGUCUCAGGUUCCUGGAAACCGAGAGACGUGGGGAGGGAUUGGUCCAGAACUGCACUGUCCAAUGAAGUAGCCAGUGCCCACAUAUGGCUGUAUAAAUUUAAAAUUAAUACACUCAAAGUAGAGAAUUCUGUUUCUUAACCACAUGCGGCUAGCAGCUACUGAACUGGACAGCAUAGACACAGAUCGUUUUUAUCAUGGUGGACAGGAUGCUGCUGUCCUAAUCAAUCACCAGUAACAUGUCUUCCAGCGUAUAUUCUGUGUGAUUCUGAGUUCGGGAAGGUAGUAAAAGAGACACCUGAGGAGACUGUAGUAGCAACAGGAGAUAAAAUACAAACACUCUAAGAAAGGAAUUUAGUAAUAACUUUAUGGCACUUUUCAGCCUUAAAAAAGGAGUAUAUUAUAAUUGGAAGACUGAAGAUUAUUAAAGUAAAUACAGUAACAUAAUCUAAAUUAAAAGCUUAAAUUACUGGGCGCCUGGGAGGCUCAGUUGGUUAAGCGACUGCCUUCG